AUGGAGAUGAAGAAGCUUGCUUGUGCCGUCAUCUUCGUCGCUGCCUCCCUCAGCGCCGUCAUGGCAAACGUUCCUCAUAUCCCUGCCGUUCCGACAACCCCCGUCGGAUCUCCCGAUGCCUCUCCCGGCAUCACCGUCACCAGCACUCCGGCAGCCGCUCCCGGCCCGUCAAGUGGAGCGGCUGGUCUUGUUCCUUUGAUUGGUGCCACCAUUCUCUCUUUCGUUGCCUACAACAUUCAUUUCUAAGC
Neltuma alba is the source of this 248-nucleotide messenger RNA. RefSeq names its product arabinogalactan protein 23-like. NCBI's taxonomy places the organism in Eukaryota, Viridiplantae, Streptophyta, Magnoliopsida, Fabales, Fabaceae. Bases 1 to 246 code for a protein of 81 amino acids. The transcript has a single exon. The record is from RefSeq and is a predicted model, not a curated record.